Dicentrarchus labrax (European seabass) is the source of this 3679-nucleotide messenger RNA. Its product is annotated as inhibin beta B chain. Bases 1 to 1152 code for a protein of 383 amino acids. The record is from RefSeq and is a predicted model, not a curated record. Gene Ontology annotation, molecular function: growth factor activity; hormone activity; cytokine activity. The transcript is spliced from 2 exons. Gene Ontology annotation, cellular component: extracellular region. Gene Ontology annotation, biological process: SMAD protein signal transduction; BMP signaling pathway. Lineage: Eukaryota; Metazoa; Chordata; Actinopteri; Moronidae.
AUGCAUGUAUUUACUUCAGAGUCGAGGAUGCCGCUGUCUUUUUCAUUCCCAGCGUUUCUGUUUUUGGCACCCUUAUUGAUAAAGGAUGUCUGUGUCAGUGGCUCUCCGGGCUGCGCGUCCUGUGGCUUGCCGGCGAUGGAGAAAGACGUGGAGCAAAGGCUGAUGAUAGAAUUUGCCAAACAGCAACUUUUGGACAAGCUGCACCUGAAAGAGAGACCAAACAUCACUCAUACGGUGCCCCGGGUGGCGCUCCUCACUGCCCUGCGCAAACUGCACUCGGGGCGCGUCAGGCAGGAUGGUACUCUUGAACUAGAAAACAAUAUACCUACCAAAGAUCAAGGCUAUGAAAUAGUCAGCUUUGCAGAUAUAAAUGAGACAGAAACUGGUGAUAAGGCCAGCCUCAGUCUUACCUUCCAGUUUAUGCAGGAACAUGGCCAAAGUAUCCAGGUCCUCCAGUCUUCCCUGUGGAUCUACGCCCGCUCCUCUGAGGAUCCUCACCGAGACUCCCGCCUCUCUGCCCGGGUUUUCCUCUCCGCAGAUGGUGGGCAGUCAGGCUCUAACCGCACCCUGGUGAUAGAAAAGAUGCUGGAGGUCCAGGAAAGUAACUGGCACACCUUCCCCAUCACCCGCACCCUGCAAGCCUUCCUGGAUGGCGGACAGCACAGACUGCGGCUGGAGGUCAGCUGUGAUGAGGAUGGGAAGAACCUUUGCUCCCUGGAUGGCUCUGCUGACACCCCCAACCAGCCCUUCAUGGUGGCCCAGGUGCGUCUCAGAGAAAACCCCUCCAAGCAUUUACUCAGGAAGCGCUCACUUCGCUGUGGUGACGAUGUUACUGUGUGCUGCAAGAGAGACUUCUACAUCAAGUUUAAGGAUAUCCAGUGGCACGACUGGAUCAUUGCACCCGAAGGUUACCAUAUGAACUACUGCAUGGGUCAGUGCCCCCAACAUCUGUCCGGCUCCCCAGGCAUAGCAUCAUCAUUCCACGCCACUGUCUUCAGCCAGCUGAAAGUCAAUGGCAUUAACACGGCUGCAUCUUCAUGUUGUGUUCCCACUGAGCGGCGGCCACUCUCCAUGGUGUACUUCAACUCUCAGCACAGCAUCGUCAAAACGGACGUCCCUGAUAUGAUAGUGGAGUCCUGUGGAUGUACAUAAUGGACUGAGUAUAAAAGACAUGGCAUAGUUAAUGUAGAUUUGUUUUUAAUGCAGGAAACUGAAAAGAAUUACGUGUGUAUUUGUUGACAGACAGAUACAAACGAGAGAAGAUGAAAAUUGAAGUUAGGGGAAUAGCAGGCACAAAAAAUAAGAGAAUAUUAUAGUAUAUGCUAUUUUCAUGGCACUCAUGGCAUAUUCUAUCAAGAAUAUAUACAAAAUUUUAUUUUCUUUUAUUUCUUUUGUUAUAUAUUAAGAAACCAUACUGUUUGUCAUUCAUUAUGAUUUUGUAAGAGUCUUAUAAGAUGCAGUAUGUAAAGAGUGCCUAGAACCAGCCGAGUCAAUCUAAAUAAGAUUAUACACUGAGUCUGAAUGAAGACAAAUUUUCUUCACCCAUAUGUCAAAGGCAUACAUUAAAGAGAGAGUAGAAACUAACCCUAAAUAUAUGGCAUACGCAACACAGAUAAGAAAGGUGUGUUAUUAAUGUCAGACAUUUAUAGUGUUGACAAGCAGAUCAGGCCGGGGCUGAUUUAUGGAGGUCACACAAAACACAGAGAGAUUAAUAUAAAGCCUUUGUUGUAGUGUAAGCUUUAAAGAAUGCAAUCUUUUUCGUCAUAUAUAGGUUAUUUAUUCAAAAUUGCUGCUGGGAUUCAGUUCAAACUAAAAUGGUAAUGUAUAUAGUCAUUUCCUUGGCUUCUGCCUUUUCUUAGCCUAAUUGAAUGCUGCCAUUUUAAAGCAAGGCUUUUAAAACAAUCAAAGAGAUCCUUGAUUUAAAGUGUGCCUUCUCCAUUAACUCGCAAUGACUAAGUGCAACAUUGACAUUGAGUAUUAAGUCAUCUUGGUCUGAAUACUAAAGUAUAUCGCUUCUAUUUUUUUAAAUUUCUUUUUACAUUACUGACCAAUGGAAUCAUUUAUGUGGACUUUUUACCCAAUUAUUUGUAUUCUGGUAUUAUGACUUUUUUUUCUUUCUGCAUCCAAAAAACAUUUUCAUUUGAUUGUGAACUUGUGGCAAGAAGCAGUGCAAGAAAACACUGAACUGAAAUGGUUACAAGCUGCCCUGAGUUCUGUCUGUACAGCCGAUGCUGCAUGCAUAUUGAAAUAUGUUUGAUCAGCAUCUCCACUGUAUUAUUUACAAAAGUCGCCUAAUCAGUUGGGUAACUAUGGCUCUGACAGUGUAUGAACCCAAGGUCAUUUCUCAGCAGCGUGAGCAAACAUUUAGUUAUUGCUUCAGUGUCAGGUAAUGUGAAGGUCUGUGAGGCAGGUGGGUCAAUGAGCAUGUACUUUUGCACGUUGGCAUUUAUAUCUCUCAGAGUCUAAAGUUUUCUUUGGGUGAUGUGAAAUUGGAAGCUUUCCAGCUCGGACAAUCUCCUAAUAAUUUUUCCUCAUAUCCCAUUCUAACUUAGUUUUGAGUAUGCACAGUACUAUGUACAUACCAUACUAAAAUAACUUGAUUUGAAGAGUGUUGGUGUUGGUGGGCAUUACUGUCCCACAAUGCAAACAGUGGUGCAACAGCUCACAAAACAAAUAAGCAUAACAAAAAAUUAUCAGAAAAAGACUUUAAGGCCACUGUAUAUGAGUUUAAAAAAAGAAAAAGAAUUUGGCAGUAGUGUUAUAAAGUCAAAGACACCUGUCAGCACAUGCCUUGUGUUAUUUAAUGUUUGGAAGAAUUAUAUAGUGCAAUUAUUUCUUGUAUACCAACUACAAAAGCAUUGCACUGCUAGUACCAAAGAUGUCCAUAGUAUGGAUUUGAGACCCAGGCCUUGUCUACUUAUCGCCUAUGUUUACACUAAGCAGUGUAAAAGUCAAAGACCGUUUCUGCUUCCUGGAUGAUGUUUCAUUCUUUUGUCCUUACUGUGUUGGUAAACUGUACUGCCAUGACACACAGGAAACUUUUCCGUCAAUAAGAUGGGGCAUUUCGCCCAAAGAUUAUAACAAGUUACAGCAGUCUAAAUAUUCCACCAACUUGUUUCACCUCUCUCUGUUGCCUCUAAAAACUGCACUUAGUAGUAUUUCUUUUAGUUUAAACCUGCGUAAAAUCAUUUUGACGCUAGCGUUUAUUGUUGAUUAUUUUAUUUUGUAUGCACCCCCUGUCCCAGGACUAAAUGUGACAUUGAGGUGCUAUCGUAACGUAACUUACUAAGCACUUUAUCACCCUACUGUAUUUUUAGAGCAAAUUUUGCUUGACUCAGGUGAGCACAACCUAGAAAAUGUAAAUAGGCCUACUGAAAGCAAAUGUCAAUCAGCUUAUUUUCUUAAGCUCUAGUUGUGUUUAAAUGCAAUCCUCUGUAUUGCAUGUGUUUGCAGAGCACACAGAUGAUGCAGGAAUUUCUGUAUACUGUAACGGGUGGUGGAAGUGGAGAUUUGAAUGUUGUGUCAAUUUAAAGUUACAAUGAUUGUCUUUAUUUUUAUAUCAUACAUUUUGUGCAUAUGAAUGAUUUGUAAUGCAAUUAAUAUAAAACAUUUGUCAUAAUGUGCUGAAAUUAUAUGAUUACAGUAUAUUUUUAAUAAAUAAAUAAAUAUUUUAAAUCAA